This is a messenger RNA of Empidonax traillii (willow flycatcher), 1671 nucleotides long. RefSeq names its product essential meiotic structure-specific endonuclease 1 (gene EME1). Lineage: Eukaryota; Metazoa; Chordata; Aves; Passeriformes; Tyrannidae. Gene Ontology annotation, biological process: replication fork processing; mitotic intra-S DNA damage checkpoint signaling; double-strand break repair. The record is from RefSeq and is a predicted model, not a curated record. Gene Ontology annotation, cellular component: Holliday junction resolvase complex; nucleus. The transcript has 9 exons. Gene Ontology annotation, molecular function: DNA binding; nuclease activity. The coding region runs from base 1 to 1428 and encodes 475 amino acids.
AUGGCGGAGCCGCGCUCCGAGAGCUGCAGCGAGGACGAGCUGCCCAGCCUGUCCUCCCUGCUGCAGGCCCCCGAGCCGAGCCGACCGCGGCCCCCGCCUGCCGACCGCGGAGUCGUGCUGGUGAGCAGCGAGGAGGAGGAGGAGGAGGACCCGGAGCCGCCUGGAGGAGGGUGUUGUGGUGGUGAAAACGCCAUAUGCGAUGCUGAGGGACCCGCGCUGCCGGUCGGCUCGGACAAGCCCAGUAGCCCCCUGGCAAGCACAGAAGCGUCCCUCCCUCCCGAGAAGCGGCGGUAUAGUCAGAGGGAAAGGGAGGCAGUCUGCCGGGCUGCAUGGGAGAGGAGGAAGGAGCGAGAGGCAAAGAGGAGGCUGCAGGAGGAGGAGAAAGAGAGCAGGAGAGCCCUGGCCAAGGCGCUGAAAGCUCAGCGGCCAGGAGAGUGCCAGAAGUACAUAACAGUGGUGCUGGAUCCAGCCCUCUUCCAGGUAGAAGGUGGUGAGCAGAUCCUUAGAGCUUUGGAGGCUGCCAAUUAUUCCUGUGUGGUUGAGAACCAGGCUGUUCCCUGCAGUAUCACCUGGAGGAGAGAGACUGUGUCGCCUCAGAUGGGAGGAGGAGAUGAAUGGACAGAAGAACCAAAUGUCCUGGUUCUGCUUGGCUUGGGGGAGUUUUUGUCCAUGGCUCAGAGCUACAAACAAAAUGCUGACAGCUGUACAGAAAAGCAGAAGAUGAGCCUGCAGAGCUAUGUAGCUCAUGUGAUGAAGAAACUACCUGGAAAAACUCUGGCUCUGGCAGUAGUCGGAGUAGAAAAUUAUUUCAGGUCCCUCAGAGUUCAGUCAAAACAGAGACUGCAACAGGCAGCAGGGCAUGGGAACCAAGAGGAACAGAGAAAAGGGAGAAAAAAGAAAAUUAAGGAUUCUGGCCUGGAGUUAACCAGAAUGGACAUGGAAGAAGCCCUGGUGGAUCUGCAGCUGAGCACACAAGUCCAGGUUAGCUGUUUUGAGAGCUGUGAGGAGCUGGGGGAAUAUGCCACUAUGAUCACAAAAGCUGUGGCUGAGGCACCAUUCAAGCGAGAUCGAGAGGAUACGGGGUUCUCUUUCUACUUGGAGAAGCGCUGGUGUGGAGGGGUGAAGGUGGAUCCUUCUGGAAAGGGUCUCUUGAAAGUUUGGACCAGGCAGAUAGAGCAGUUUAACCGUGUCAGCCCUGCGAUGGCUGAGGCUAUCGUGUCUGCCUACCCUUCUCCUCAGCUUCUGAUCCAGGCCUAUAGAAAAUGCUCCUCGGACCAGGAGCGGGAGAACAUGCUGGCCAAUAUCCCAGUGCACCGUGGUGAGGGUGUGACAGCCACCUCCCGGCGGAUAGGGCCGGAGCUGUCCCGACGCAUCUAUCUGCAGAUGACUUCCCACAAUCCUGACCUCUGUCUGGAUUUCACUGGGUAGCUCCAGGGAAUAAGGGUUUUUCUGUUUAACUGGUUGAACUGUUCAGUUUUCUUCUGUGAAGAAGUGCUUAGAUAAGUCCUUGAUCCUCGUUUAAAGACUUGAAGCACGUUUAGAUUUUAUUGUAGGAAAAAAGUUGGAUAAAGUUGCUGAAUGGCUGGAGUUUAUACAAGGAAAAUGGUGAGCAUCUUCCCCAAGAGCGUGAAUUACACACAGUUCGUAGUACUGAUGUUCUUUGUCUUUCUA